AUGGAAGAAAGUGAAAUAGCAAUUGACGAUUUUGGCAAUAUCUCAACAGGAACCCCAUCAAACGGCCAGCAAAGCCAAAGGCAAAAAAUAGACGACUACGUCACCAAUCACAGGGAAUUCAAUUCCUUACCGAAGCUGUACAAUGGGCAACAGUUUGACCCCUUUCGACUUUUUUCAACCUUUGCCAAACAAAAUAACUUAUGUAUUAAUAUCCCCAUCACACUAGUUCGCCUAUGCACUGUAGGACAGCCUUACUUGGUUCAAAGCAAUAAAUAUGGAGCGGUGACCUCAAAACAGUGUUCAGAAGGCGAAUUUUUCAAUUUAUAUAACGGGAAAAGUGACCAUGAAUCCCCAAUCUACUGUUAUAAAACUGUAGGCCACGAAACUAUCUUUCUCUAUACCCGAGAAAGCGCUGAAUCCUUAUGGAAUUCCACCAGCAACACUGCAGCGAGGAUUCAGCAUUUUGUUCAUUGUAGGUCUAAGCCUUCAUCAAUAAUAAGAGUCCAUUGAAGAGUUGGGAUGAAAAGUAAAUAUUUCUUGAUUUCCAACCGAGUAAAGUACAAUUUUACGCAAAAAGAAACAACAAUAAAAAAACUCAACACAAUUACAAUGGUAAGCAAGAAAAAGAGAAGCAAUACCAUGAUGGGUGGAGAUUUUAGGUACACUGAUAUGAUUUCCAAAACUUCAAAAUCCAUAAAUAACCCUUUUAAAGUCACCUUAGCUCAGGACAAAUUAAAACAUAAGCGCACAGAGUCGCUGAUGUCUCAGAAUAGCAUACUGAAUCCUGCUUUUUAUGAUAAGAACUUAUGUGAAAUCUCAACUGUGAUGAGUUUGCCAAAUAAUACAAAUAGCAAUAUUGUGAAUCCACGCGAACUUGACACUAUAACUGUAAUUGAAGACACAGUAAAAGUAGCUGAUAUAGAAAACAUGGUCAACAGAAUUACAAAAUUUUUAUGCGAUAAUGCAUAUAGAAAUGGAGAACUUGGAGAAAUGCUACUUGAUUUCACUUGUGAUAAGGACAAAAAGUGGGUGUUUUUAGACUCAAAAGAAAUUGUUUUGCAGCAAAAAAUGCUUCCGGAAAUAAGAUAUGUAAAAAGAGCUGAUUUACCACCAAAAAUGAAAAGAAGAACUUUAUCAUAUGUAAAUAUGCCGAAGCCAAACAUAAAAAAUUUCAACUUUAACAUUAAAAUCAACCAAAUUGCAGACUCUACCCCUAAAUGCCCUUAUCUCCCAUCUUCUCCACAGCUUGAUGAAAGCAAGCCUCUCCGAAAAAUGAGUUUGACUCCAGGAGUUAUGCAAAGUUGCCCAUUUAUUUUAAAUUCCCCUUUAAAUGAUAGUCAAAAAUCAGGAAUUAACGAAUCUGAUUUUAUGGAAAAAUGGCACAAAGCUUCCAAAAAAAUAGACCAUGCAGUAAGUUUGAAGCCAUCUAUGAUGGCUAGGCUAGUUGACGCUGAAGAACAAAGCAUUAGAGCUUAUCAAGCAAGGCAUAUUAAAAGUGAUUCAAUGACUGAUUUAACAAUUACUAAUUCUCCUGAAGAAGGGAAAAAAGACAUCCACGAGUCUCCUGCAUCGAAUAUUCAUAAUACUUCGAAUUCUCUGUGGGAUAAUAAAUAUAACGACCAUAUUAAUAAAUGCUUUACAGAUGUCAUUGAUAAAAUAGAUGAGAUGAAUAUGAAUACAGAACUUUUAAAAAUAAAGAGUAGAAAUUUAGUUGAAGCUUAUGGAGGAGACGAGUUUUGAAGCCGCUUUAUUUCUUCACUAUAUAAGAAGAUUACGGCUUGUGAUGCUUUGACCAAAUUUUAUGAGCAUUAUAAUUUGCAAACAAUUUUUAAUGGCAUGUUUAAAGUGUUCAAUGGGUGCGCUACGCUUGAUUUUAGAAGAAGAAUUAAAGCUGUGCAUGAAGGGAUGGGAAUUACUGAAAAAGAAUUUAACUUGUACGUUGAUAUUUUUGAUAGUGUGCUUCGUGAGCAUGAUGUAAAAGACGAAGACAUACAUAUUAUAAUGAUUCAAAUUAGGUCUAUGAAGUGGCUUAUUUGCAGAGGGAAAAAUAAUAGCAAGCUUAUAUAA
Messenger RNA from Blepharisma stoltei, 2067 nucleotides. Lineage: Eukaryota; Ciliophora; Heterotrichea; Heterotrichida; Blepharismidae. The record is from the annotation of a GenBank genome assembly.